This is a messenger RNA of Nerophis ophidion (straightnose pipefish), 2375 nucleotides long. Its product is annotated as 5-hydroxytryptamine receptor 2A-like. The record is from RefSeq and is a predicted model, not a curated record. Gene Ontology annotation, molecular function: G protein-coupled serotonin receptor activity; neurotransmitter receptor activity. NCBI's taxonomy places the organism in Eukaryota, Metazoa, Chordata, Actinopteri, Syngnathiformes, Syngnathidae. The transcript has 3 exons. Gene Ontology annotation, biological process: chemical synaptic transmission; G protein-coupled receptor signaling pathway, coupled to cyclic nucleotide second messenger. Gene Ontology annotation, cellular component: plasma membrane; dendrite. The coding region runs from base 743 to 2080 and encodes 445 amino acids.
CAGUCUCAGUGGGGAAGACCUGCUGGUGGUUAGAUUUCAUCCUCUUCAGUCUCAGUGGGGAAGACCUGCUGGAGGUUAGAUUUCAUCCUCUUCAGUCUCAGUGGGGAAGACCUGCUGGAGGUUAGAUUUCAUCCUCUUCAGUCUCAGUGGGGAAGACCUGCUGGAGGUUAGAUUUCAUCCUCUUCAGUCUCAGUGGGGAAGACCUGCUGGUGGUUAGAUUUCAUCCUCUUCAGUCUCAGUGGGGAAGACCUGCUGGAGGUUAGAUUUCAUCCUCUUCAGUCUCAGUGGGGAAGACCUGCUGGUGGUUAGAUUUCAUCCUCUUCAGUCUCAGUGGGGAAGACCUGCUGGAGGUUGGAUUUCAUCCUCUUCAGUCUCAGUGGGGAAGACCUGCUGGAGGUCUUUGGACAUCCAAAGUGUCUCUUCAGGAGGAUCUGCUGGUUGCCAUGGUUUCCAUGCAAGAGGGCUUUGAUAAAGAUCAAAGUUUCCAGAACAAGAAGUUGCUCCAGAAGAACCUCAGGUUGUUACCCUCCUCCAGGAGGACACCAAGUCUUGUUCUACCGUCAGAUGGAUUCUUCCAGCGAGGAUGAAAGUCAUGGUCUGCUUGAAGUGAUGAGCAGUAAAUUCCAGAAGGUGUGAAAGUGCUCCUGACCCGUGAUGACUGAGCUUUGGAUGCAAACGUGGAUCCUUUCUUCCCGCCUUCUCGGCCAUUUUGCCGACUGUGAGGCAUCUGGGAGCUGACACCAUGAACAACCUUUCCCUCUCGGUGUGUCAGUCCACCAGCCUCCAGCAGCACGGAGAUCAGGACAACGGGAGUCACGCUCACACCAGGAAGUGCUGGCAAGACUACAGCGGCUCCCCCAAGAACUGGUCAGCACUUCUGAUCCUGGCCGUCAUCGCCAUCACCGUGAUGGGCAACAUCCUGGUCAUCCUGGCCGUCUCCCUGGAGAAGAAGCUGCACAACGCCACAAACUACUUCCUGAUGUCCCUGGCAGUGGCAGACAUGCUCCUGGGUCUGCUGGUCAUGCCCGUAUCCAUGGUGACAGUCUUCUAUGAUUACAGCUGGCCUCUGCCUUCUCACCUCUGCCCUGUGUGGAUUUACCUGGAUGUGUUCUUCUCAACAGCGUCCAUCAUGCACCUGUGCGCUAUCUCUCUGGACCGAUACAUUGCCAUCCGCAACCCCAUCCACCACAGUCGUUUCAACUCGCACACAAAGGCUCGCAUCAAGAUCAUGGCAGUGUGGACCAUCUCUGCAGGCAUCUCCAUGCCCAUUCCAGUGAUGGGUUUGCGCAACCAUGCCAAGGUGUUCAAAGACGGCAGCUGCCUACUGACGGACAACAACUUUGUGCUGGUGGGAUCCUUUGUGGCCUUCUUCAUCCCGCUCACCAUCAUGCUGGUCACAUACUUCCUGACCAUCAAGGCCCUGCAGAAUGAAGCCACCUUGUGUUUGCACCAGCUGGUGCCGGCGUUUACGCUGAGUUUCUUCCCGCGAAGCUCGCUGUCUUCAGAGAAGCUCUUCAGGCGCUCCAUCAGUAGGGAGGGCGGCAGCAGAGGGAGCGGUGGCGGUCUGUCGGGAGCACGGGGGAGCGUGUCUGGUUCUUUGUUUGUCCGCCGCACCCUGUUGUCCAUCAGCAAUGAACAAAAAGCAUCCAAAGUCCUCGGCGUGGUGUUUUUCCUCUUUGUGGUCAUGUGGUGUCCCUUCUUCAUUACCAAUGUGCUGGUGGUGAUGUGUGCCCCGACCGACUGCGACGCUGGCCUCAUGGGAGGCCUGCUCAAUGUUUUUGUGUGGGUGGGCUACCUGUCCUCUGCUGUCAACCCGCUGGUCUACACCCUGUUUAACAAGACCUACCGCGCGGCGUUCCUGCGUUUCCUGCGCUGCCAGUACACACCCAACAAGAAGCCCCUCCAGCUCAUCCUGGUCAACACCAUCCCGCCCCUUGCGUUCACCUCCAUCGGCACGUUAGGCCACGCAGCUGCGCCCUCUUUUGGGGAGAUGAAGGAACUUUCUUUAGCCGGGCAGGAGGAAGAACCUGGUAGGCGCCUCGGCGGCAAGAAGGAAGAUAAAGAUGAGACUUGUGUGUGAAGAGACACAUUUUACUUGUCCUAAUAAAAGACCAGCAGACCUUACUCACAGACCACCUGACCUAAGUCACUGAAGUAUUGUAUACACUAACUGAUCAUGCCUCAAAGCAUGGCUCCAAGAAAGGAGACCUUCUCAAACGUGUCAACGUCAGCUUGAAAAUAACUUUUGUUUCUUCUGAGCAAGUUGGAGCUUUGUGAAAUGUUUGCCUUUGUACUGUCAGACCUUUGGAUGCAGCAACUAUACAUUGUGUCUCAAAUGGAAUGUCUCCGUCUUAGAAGGAUAUUGUGUACUUAGU